Myzus persicae (green peach aphid) is the source of this 765-nucleotide messenger RNA. RefSeq lists its product as uncharacterized. Lineage: Eukaryota; Metazoa; Arthropoda; Insecta; Hemiptera; Aphididae. The record is from RefSeq and is a predicted model, not a curated record. The coding region runs from base 55 to 765 and encodes 236 amino acids. The transcript has 5 exons.
UCACAAAUACAAAUUCUGAAGCCAACUGCAGUCACUAAAAAUAUUAAAUAUGAAAUGAGUAAAAGAAUCCAUGAUAGCGAACGUUCCAGUUCAUCAACAUUGACUUCAUCAAAGAUUAUUACAAGUAGUAUACAAGGAACUACAAGUACGAAUUUGGAUCCAGGGAUAAAUAAAAACCAAUGUAUCAGUAUAGAGGAGAAAGCUAGAUUAAAUUUAACUUAUUGUUUAUAUUUGGAAUUUGUUCACACACAUUGUGAUGAAAUCAUAAAUAUAGACAAGAAUAUUUAUCCAAAUAAUGAUUACAGUGUCAAUUUAAAAAAACAACUUCAACGAGUCCAGUUUAAACAUCAGAAUCAACAAGUCGUAAAAAAUAAGAAACUGAUGGAUUGUAAAGACCAAGUUAACAAUAAUAAAUCAAUAAAUGAUUUUAAUAAUAUGUCAUCAAUUUCUAGUGGCAGUGAUUUUAUUUUUAAACCAGUUACUAACUUGUUUAAAAGUCCAGGUUUAUAUACCUCAAAAUUGUCUCAAGACAGUUUUGCUUGUCCAACACAAGAAAUAUCAUUAAGUAACUCCGACGAUUCCAUGAAUAUAAAUGAAGUUACGUUAGAACCGAUUAAUGAUUACUUUUCUUCUCCAGAAGUCUGCUUACAUGAAAGUUCAAAAAAUACGUGUCAAAUAAAAAUAAAAGAUUAUCAAUCAAGAUUGUCAUUUCACAGGUCCUUGGAAAAAACCAGUCAAGUACGUGCAAAUGAUUAUCAUAAAUAA